AUGGAUUUUAAUGGUAAAGGACAUGAAAAAUAUGUACAAUCUUAUGGUUUAUUUAAGAAUCGACCACGAAUCAACUUCGUAAGGCCUCAAGAAGAGGAAACAACAAACCGAGAAAAAUAUGGAGAAAAAGAUUCCGUUUCAUCUUUUUAUUACUCAUUAUUCCCGGAAAAUGUGAAAGAUUUGGGUAAAAAUGCGACUACCGAUACACGUGGGUCAAUAUGUCCUACAUGUCAAAUAUUCAUUGAACCUGAGAAUCAAAUUAUGCACGCGAAAUCUGUAAGGCAUUUAUUAUCUGUAAAUCAUAUAGACAACAAAUUCCAACCUGGCCUCGUAAAGCCAGAAAGCCUUGGUUUUCGUGUCUUAUCUCAGUUUGGAUGGUCACCGAAAGGCGAUGUUUCUGGAUUGGGUGCUGAACAUCAAGGACGCCGUGCUCCUGUCCGUCAUACAAGAGUUAAAAAUGAUACUUUGGGGAUUGGAGUUCGAUUACGUUCCAACUUAUCGAAAAGCGUUUCUCGAAAAGGUAAGCGACAUUCUCAGUUUCAACACAAACGUGACAUCCGUCUAAAGCAAGCUUUGUUAAAACAUUUUUCUUCAAACAACUAA
Molecule: messenger RNA, 603 nt
Organism: Schizosaccharomyces octosporus yFS286
Lineage: Eukaryota; Fungi; Ascomycota; Schizosaccharomycetes; Schizosaccharomycetales; Schizosaccharomycetaceae
Product: RNA-binding protein
Exons: 1
Coding region: 1-603 (200 amino acids)
Molecular function (GO): nucleic acid binding
Source: RefSeq, a predicted model, not a curated record